Molecule: messenger RNA, 7143 nt
Organism: Mastomys coucha (southern multimammate mouse)
Lineage: Eukaryota; Metazoa; Chordata; Mammalia; Rodentia; Muridae
Gene: Wdr7
Product: WD repeat domain 7
Exons: 28
Coding region: 259-4728 (1489 amino acids)
Cellular component (GO): cytoplasm
Molecular function (GO): protein binding
Source: RefSeq, a predicted model, not a curated record
GUCAGCUGAUUUACGGCAAUUGAGGCCGGUGUCAGCUGAUUUACUGCAGCAGCAGCAGCAAGCGGCGGUGGUUCCUUGCAACCAGGCAGGAGGGCGCCUGCGUCGGCGUGGGGUCCCUCGGGGUCGUCCACCCGGACUUGCCCGGCUGGUCCUCCUCGCGUCCGGCGCCUCCUUUGCCUCCUUUGCGGGGGCGCCCACGGCAUUUCCUACAGACAUGAUUAUCGCCUGAGGUGAAGAUUUGACAGGUUUGAAACCACCAUGGCAGGAAACAGCCUCGUCCUGCCCAUUGUUCUCUGGGGCCGCAAAGCACCCACGCAUUGUAUUUCAUCAAUACUGUUGACAGAUGAUGGGGGCACCAUUGUAACUGGAUGCCACGAUGGACAAAUAUGUCUCUGGGAUCUUUCAGUAGACCUGGAAGUUAAUCCCCGAGCACUGUUGUUUGGUCACACAGCAUCCAUCACUUGUUUGUCAAAAGCCUGUGCCUCUGGGGACAAACAGUACACUGUGAGUGCGUCUGCAAACGGAGAGAUGUGCCUAUGGGACGUGAAUGACGGCAGAUGUAUUGAAUUUACAAAGUUAGCCUGCACACACACUGGCAUACAGUUCUACCAAUUCUCUGUUGGGAAUCAGCAAGAAGGAAGGCUCCUCUGCCACGGACACUACCCUGAGGUCCUCGUUGUGGAUGCCACCAGCCUUGAGGUGCUGUACUCUUUGGUAUCAAAGAUCUCGCCAGACUGGAUCAGCUCCAUGAGCAUCAUCCGCUCUCACCGGACACAAGAGGACACUGUGGUAGCGCUCUCCGUGACGGGUAUUCUGAAGGUGUGGAUUGUUACCUCUGAAAUUAGCGGAAUGCAGGAUACUGAGCCAAUAUUUGAGGAGGAAUCCAAACCAAUUUAUUGUCAGAAUUGCCAAAGCAUCUCUUUUUGUGCAUUCACACAGAGGUCACUUUUGGUUGUAUGCUCCAAAUACUGGCGGGUGUUCGAUGCUGGCGACUACUCCCUGUUGUGUUCAGGUCCUAGUGAAAAUGGACAGACGUGGACUGGAGGGGACUUUGUGUCUGCAGACAAAGUCAUCAUUUGGACUGAAAAUGGGCAGAGUUACAUUUACAAACUUCCUGCCAGUUGCCUUCCAGCUAGUGAUUCAUUCCGCAGUGAUGUGGGGAAAGCGGUUGAAAAUUUGAUUCCUCCUGUGCAGCAUAGCCUCUUGGAUCAGAAAGAUAAAGAGUUGGUAAUUUGUCCUCCUGUUACUCGGUUUUUCUAUGGAUGCAAGGAAUAUUUGCAUAAGCUACUAAUUCAGGGCGAUUCUUCUGGAAGGUUAAACAUCUGGAACAUAGCAGACAUAGCAGAUAAACAGGAGGCUGAUGAAGGGCUAAAGAUGACAACUUGUAUUAGUUUGCAAGAGGCAUUUGACAAGCUGAAGCCUUGCCCUGCUGGGAUUAUCGAUCAGCUAAGUGUGAUUCCCAACAGCAAUGAACCUCUUAAAGUAACUGCGAGCGUCUACAUACCAGCACACGGGCGACUCGUCUGUGGCCGGGAAGAUGGAAGCAUCAUUAUUGUGCCUGCCACCCAGACGGCCAUAGUUCAGCUACUGCAAGGAGAGCACAUGCUCAGGAGAGGUUGGCCCCCUCAUAGAACCCUCCGUGGCCAUCGGAACAAAGUCACGUGUCUGCUGUAUCCUCAUCAGGUCUCAGCUCGGUAUGAUCAAAGAUACCUGAUAUCUGGAGGUGUGGAUUUUUCUGUCAUAAUUUGGGACAUAUUUUCCGGAGAAAUGAAACAUAUCUUCUGUGUUCAUGGUGGUGAGAUCACACAACUUCUCGUCCCACCAGAAAACUGUAGUGCAAGAGUUCAACAUUGCAUCUGUUCUGUAGCCAGUGACCACUCCGUGGGACUCCUAAGUCUGCGAGAGAAAAAAUGCAUCAUGCUGGCAUCUCGCCACCUCUUCCCUAUCCAGGUGAUCAAGUGGAGGCCUGCUGAUGACUACCUGGUGGUGGGCUGCACGGACGGCUCUGUGUAUGUCUGGCAGAUGGACACUGGUGCGCUGGAUCGCUGUGCAAUGGGAAUAACAGCAGUGGAGAUACUGAACGCUUGUGACGAAGCCGUUCCUGCGGCUGUAGACUCGCUCAGUCACCCAGCAGUCAACCUGAAGCAAGCCAUGACAAGACGGAGUCUCGCAGCCCUUAAAAAUAUGGCCCACCAUAAGCUGCAAACCCUUGCAACUAACCUUCUGGCUUCUGAGGCCUCUGACAAGGGGAAUUUACCUAAAUAUUCUCAUAACUCCCUGAUGGUUCAAGCAAUAAAGACAAACCUAACAGACCCGGAUAUCCAUGUGCUUUUCUUUGAUGUGGAAGCUUUGAUUAUUCAGCUCCUGACUGAAGAAGCCUCUAGGCCGAAUACCGCACUUAUUUCCCCAGAGAAUCUGCAGAAAGCAUCUGGCAGUUCAGACAAAGGGGGCUCUUUCCUAACUGGAAAGCGAGCGGCAGUUCUUUUCCAGCAAGUGAAGGAGACUAUCAAAGAGAACAUCAAGGAGCACCUCCUGGAUGAGGAUGAGGAUGAGGAGGAGGCGAUGAGGCAGAGGAGGGAGGAGAGUGACCCUGAGUACCGGGCCAGCAAGUCCAAGCCCCUGACCCUGCUAGAAUACAACCUCACGAUGGAUACUGCAAAACUAUUCAUGUCCUGUCUCCACGCCUGGGGCUUGAAUGAAGUUCUGGAUGAAGUUUGUCUCGAUCGCCUCGGAAUGCUGAAACCACACUGCACAGUGUCCUUUGGUCUCCUUUCAAGAGGAGGUCAUAUGUCCCUGAUGCUUCCUGGUUAUAAUCAGGCCGCUGGAAAACUACUGCACGCGAAAGCAGAAGUUGGAAGGAAGCUGCCAGCAACGGAGGGCGUAGGCAAGGGGACCUACACAGUGUCUCGAGCGGUCACCACUCAGCAUCUGUUGUCCAUCAUAUCCCUGGCUAAUACUUUAAUGAGUAUGACCAAUGCAACUUUCAUUGGAGAUCACAUGAAGAAGGGCCCCACCAGGCCGCCUAGACCAGGCACCCCAGACCUUUCAAAGGCAAGGGAUUCCCCUCCAGCCUCCAGUAACAUUGUGCAAGGACAGAUUAAACAAGCUGCGGCACCUGUUGUUUCUGCUCGAUCUGAUGCUGACCACUCUGGUUCUGCCUCUGCCUCUCCUGCUUUACAUACCUGUUUCUUAGUAAAUGAAGGCUGGAGCCAGCUAGCUGCCAUGCACUGUGUAAUGCUGCCUGAUCUGCUGGGGCUGGAUAAAUUUAGGCCUCCUCUUCUAGAGAUGCUAGCUCGAAGGUGGCAAGAUCGAUGCUUGGAGGUGAGAGAGGCUGCACAGGCUCUGCUUCUAGCAGAACUGAGAAGAAUUGAGCAGGCUGGACGGAAGGAGACUAUCGACACCUGGGCUCCUUACUUACCUCAAUAUAUGGACCAUGUCAUAUCACCUGGUGUCACUGCGGAAGCCAUGCAGACGAUGGCAGCUGCUCCAGAUGCCUCGGGGCCAGAAGCCAAAGUCCAGGAAGAAGAGCAUGACCUCGUGGAUGAUGACAUCACUACUGGCUGCUUGUCAAGUGUCCCACAAAUGAAAAAAAUCUCGACAUCUUAUGAAGAAAGAAGGAAGCAGGCAACAGCUAUUGUUCUCCUGGGAGUGAUAGGGGCAGAGUUUGGAGCUGAAAUUGAACCACCGAAGCUGCUGACCAGACCUCGAAGCUCCAGUCAAAUUCCUGAAGGCUUUGGCUUGACAAGUGGAGGCUCCAACUACUCACUGGCCAGACACACAUGCAAGGCACUGACGUUUCUUCUGCUACAGCCACCCAGUCCCAAACUUCCUCCUCAUAGCACCAUCCGGAGAACUGCCAUUGACCUGAUUGGGCGAGGGUUCACUGUAUGGGAGCCUUACAUGGACGUGUCCGCUGUCCUGAUGGGGCUGCUGGAGCUCUGUGCAGAUGCUGAGAAACAACUUGCUAACAUCACAAUGGGGCUGCCUCUGAGCCCUGCAGCUGACUCUGCCCGCUCCGCAAGGCACGCCCUUUCUCUCAUCGCCACAGCCAGACCACCCGCCUUCAUCACCACGAUAGCGAAGGAGGUACACAGACACACGGCCCUUGCAGCAAAUACCCAGUCGCAGCAGAGUAUACACACCACCACGCUGGCGAGGGCUAAGGGCGAAAUCCUGAGAGUCAUUGAAAUCCUCAUUGAAAAGAUGCCCACGGAUGUUGUGGAUCUUCUGGUGGAGGUGAUGGACGUCAUCAUGUACUGCCUGGAGGGCUCUUUAGUUAAGAAGAAGGGCCUUCAGGAAUGCUUCCCAGCCAUCUGCAGGUUCUACAUGGUCAGCUAUUAUGAGCGGAGCCACAGAAUCGCAGUUGGAGCACGCCAUGGCUCAGUAGCCCUGUAUGACAUCCGGACUGGAAAAUGUCAGACAAUCCACGGACACAAGGGACCAAUCACUGCAGUGUCCUUUGCUCCUGAUGGGCGUUAUCUUGCCACCUACUCAAACACCGACAGCCACAUUUCUUUCUGGCAGAUGAACACCUCCCUCCUAGGAAGCAUUGGCAUGCUGAAUUCAGCACCUCAGCUUCGCUGCAUCAAGACCUACCAGGUCCCUCCAGUGCAGCCUGCAUCCCCUGGCUCCCACAAUGCCCUCAAGUUGGCCCGGCUCAUCUGGACUUCCAACCGGAAUGUUAUCCUCAUGGCCCAUGAUGGGAAGGAACACCGCUUCAUGGUCUAACCCUGCUGUCCUGACUUUCAGUUGAUUCUGUAUUGUCUAGGCCGAUGUUGGUCUGUCCUUCCUCAUACUGGACUGUUGCUUGCUUCCUGCCCCCUCAGUGCCAUCCAGGGCCACGGCCGGUCUGUGGCAUUUGCUCAUGCUUCAUGGGGGCAGAUUCCACAUGGGCAGCCUAUGGAUGUGAAGGCACACACAUACCACUCAGCAGGGUGCGACUAUUCUGUUACUAGGUAGUUUUUCCCUGCCAGAGGUAGGAGGGGGCAGCCAUGGUUCCUGAAGAGGCUCGUGUUGCCUGAUGCAGCAGAAGCCUGAGAGCCAUUAGCCCGUAUGACUGCACUCCCAGCCCUAGAAACCCAGCUCUGUCAGACCUGGAUCCUGGCACGAUGUGGAGUCCUCAUUAUUGAAACGACUUCCCUUUAGGUUUCCCGAACAUGCUGUUGUUUACUAAAACUAUUCCAUGUUUACAUUAGUUUUUUUUUUCCCUGCUAGCAAUUGAUAGGCAGUUACUCAAUUCCAUUUCCAAGGAUUUAGCCACUACCUUCUCAGAACACCAAUUCUGAUUUGAGGCUAAUGAGAAAAUAAUAAACUACAUAUAUAUUAUUUCUUCUACAAAAGUUUUUGAGAUAGCUAGCUUUCUAAACGCUCAUUUCUGGUUCAAUGUUUGCAGAUUUCAUAGUUUAAAAUACAGAUCAUCAUUACUCACCAUGCAGUGACUAUAGCCAACCUUCUAAGGAAACUCAACAGAGAACCAAGUUUAGAAGCAAGCAUAUUUAUAGAGCGGAGCAUCAACCAUGUGUCACUAGCUUCUCCUGUUCAGAAAAGGCCUCCUCCUUUUGGGUUCUUCCCAGCGGACAGUUCUCAUGUGUACGACAAUGUCACAGUGGACUUUUCAGCCUGGCCUUCCAAAUUCUGACCAGUGAAAUAACAACUAAGAAAGCAUUUAAGUCAGCAUCCUAGAAAUCUCUUAAUUGUGUAGACACAUUGUUCAGAGUGUACAGAAAAUAUAAAGACUGUCAGUCUGUUAGAAUGGACACUAUGGUGAAAGUGUUCAUGCUUCAACCCAAGCUUCACUCCUCUUUCUUCUUGUGUCAAGUUAUGUUGGUCUAAUUGUGAUAGAAGAAAAAUCCAUAACAAUGUUUUAUAUGAGUUAUUCCUAAAUAUUUUGAUCUGUAUUAGUGCGGGUUGAUUUAUGUGUUGGUUGAUUGGUUAGUUAUACAAGAUUGUCUCUUAUAUACAAAAAUUGAAAAGGAGUUAUUGAAUUCAGAGAAAAUAUAUAAUAUUAACAGAGGAACUAAAAUGGUGAGAGCAUUUAGUCUUAAACUCAUAGGCCAUCAAAGUUUAUGUAAUAUGUAGAAAAGUAGGAUCAAAGUCCAUGAAUGAAUACAUAGUUUACAGUCCUUCAAAGAACAUGUGAAGAAGCUAAUGCCCUCCAUGUCUUUUGACUAGCAAUGUAUGUUAUUUUCAUUGAUGGCAACUCUAUACUGUCUCUUGGGUUUUGACGUUGGGUUCUUUCAAAAGUGAGUUUAUUUCACAUGCAUGUAUAUCGUAUUUAUAAUGAUUAUAUAUGUAGCUUCCAAGAAAGAAACCAAGAACUGUACAGUAUAGACUUUUGUGAACAUGCUAAUAUAUUUGAUGUAGAUGGAGAAAUGUCCAGCAGCCUCUAGAGUCUGCUGUCUGUUCAGCACAGAUUUACUUUAUGAACUUCAGAGGGAGAAGCUAAACCAGUUGGAAUGAUAAGCAAACACAGACUUUAGGGGGGUUUUGUUGUUUUUUGGUUUUUGGUUUUUUUUUUUUUUAAGCAAAAUGUUCCCUACAUUUUGAAAGAGAUCGGGGACUAGAGGUCAACAACAGAUGGUAUCACAUCAUAGAGAUGGGCACAAAGCAGUGAGGUCACAGGACAAAACUCUGGUCACGGGUCCAGGCCAGUCCUUCUAUGCCCUUUGUGUAUAUUCAGAAGAGCACAAGGACUCUAAAACCCUGUGCACAUAGAGCUUCAUGCUAGAAGAUUCCCUAACUGGCAGCGUACCAUUUGCAUUCUCAUUAACACAAUGCUCUCUUCGGCUGUUUUGACAACCAUAGUCUGCGGCUUCAUCUCAGCUUGGAUUCCUCAACACUGAGGCAGACUUUCUGUUGUCAUCCCAGUGCGCUUGUAGUGUUUUAUUGAUUUUGUUGACACAGCACUUGGACCUGUCCUUGUAAAUAUAAAGACAUAUGUGGCUUCACUGGUAAUUUACAAGCAAAAGGUGACAUGAUGUGACACCUGUAUGAAAAUGUUGUCAUGUUUGAAACUGCAUAUAGUGAAUGAGUUAAAAUGUCUUGUCUCCUAAAACAUUCUGGCUGACUCCACUUACUAGAUCCUAUAUGUGUUUAAAAUUGCUGUGUACAUACUUGUGUUAAAUAAAACUGAAGUGUACUGAA